This is a messenger RNA of Anopheles bellator, 8764 nucleotides long. RefSeq lists its product as uncharacterized. The coding region runs from base 1 to 7917 and encodes 2638 amino acids. NCBI's taxonomy places the organism in Eukaryota, Metazoa, Arthropoda, Insecta, Diptera, Culicidae. Gene Ontology annotation, molecular function: DNA-binding transcription factor activity, RNA polymerase II-specific; RNA polymerase II cis-regulatory region sequence-specific DNA binding. The record is from RefSeq and is a predicted model, not a curated record. The transcript has a single exon. Gene Ontology annotation, cellular component: nucleus. Gene Ontology annotation, biological process: regulation of transcription by RNA polymerase II.
AUGAAAGGAAAGUACAGUCCUAAUCAACAUACAGCGGAAGCGACUAGUCAAAGUGUUGUACGUUCGAAUCUGCUUAAACGACGUGCAUCGGACACGCCGUUGGAUGGAGAGCGCGAAGAGAAACGAUUUUCAGGAGAAGAACACGUUAGUUCGAAGUCCCCCGUCCAGCAUCUGACGAGGCUAGCCGAUCUCUCACAGGACGCUACUGAGCGUUCAAUUGUUGAUUCAAACUCGUGGGAAGGCGAAAACGACAAAGUGGACGAUCCACAAACGCUACCCGAAUCGGUUGGGCAGAGUGAAGAGAAUGAUCCUCACCCACCGUCGGUUGGAGAAGCGUCGCUCAGUGUGCUGCCGGAUCCGGAGCACAGAACGGGUACUGAUGAAUCGGGCUUGAGUGGGGACAUAGUACCGAAUGCUGCGCAGAGUUCAAACGUGCCGACCGAGCGGAAGGAAGCUACCGACACGGAGAGAGUCAACAGUACUAGUAGCAGUAGUAGUUCCAGUUCUUCGGAAAGCUCUUCGUCAUCAUCUUCAUCAUCUUCCUCCUCGGAAAGUGACAGCUCCGACGAUGAAGCCGAGGCUAAUGGAACCAGUCCCGCAAUACGGGCAACCACGGGGCAGCAGCUACCGGUAGAGGCAAACGUAGCAUUCCAACCAUCACCUCCUCGAGAACCUAACGAUCCUGCGCCGCAGCAUCCGGAAGCAUUGCCUCCGGAAGGGCAACCGAAACGAGAUCACCAUCAAUUGUCGUACGGCAAUCACGAAACUUCCGAUGACAGCAGCCGCGAAAGCGCAGCGAUGGAGAUUGAUGAUUCGGUUGAAUCGUACGAGGAAGACGAACACGAUGGGACCACGAAUCAGGAGGAUGAAGCCAAAAUUACUCGCAGUGAAGGGUUGAAGCUUUCGAUAUCGCUAAAGCGGUCCUCUGCCGUUGCGACACCGACGAGAAACGAUGAGUCGACCGCUAGGGCGGUAGCAGGGGCUCCGUUACCGCAGCCUCUACAGCCGGUUGAUUUUAGCAAUCUGCUAAAAAAGGGAUUGUUCAACGAUAGGCAAGAACUGAUUAAAAUUGAUUAUAAUCAGGCACAUGUUGAGCUCAAUGCACGACAACCCUUAUCUCCCCCGGACACCUUCAGCACGGCAUAUGGCGCUCUGGGGCAACAGCAACUGCUCCCGACGGAGCAAGUUCAAUCGCAGCCUGCACCAACCUCUUCACACUGGAAUGCGUUUCGGGGUUACGGGAACACUGGCGGUAGCGCACUUAGUGUGGCCCAGGGAAACGGUCCAGGUGAAAAAACGACCACGUCCAUUUCUCGACUAGUACCACAGACCCGGGAGGAAUCGUCCGAUACAUUGGACGAAGAGAACCGAUUGGUGAUAGCGGAGAAGAAGCAGCGUCGGUAUCGGAAAAAGGUAAACAAUCACCAGUCGUCCUCGCUGUUGCAAAGCGCUCUCGGGGGAACGGACAAGCAGCUGCACUACAACCAGCAGCAGCUGCAGCAAUUUCAGCAGCUUCAGCAGCAAUUUCAGCAGUUACAGCAGCAACACCAGUUCCAGUACCAGAUGCAGCACGCUCCCCAUCUGCUACAGCAGAGCUACGGUCAGGUACAACAUAAUGCUUUCGGUGGUAUAGAUGGAAUGCUCGUCCCAUCGGUGGCAGCUAAUGCGCCCACGAUUGAACAGCUAAACACGAUGCCAGUGGCAACGAAACCCGUAAAAAGCGCCACCAACAAACGAUCAGGCGAGCAGAGGAAACGAAAACAAUUCAAAGGUGCGGCACCGAGUUCUGUCGGCAUAAACAGUGCGCCUGGUGAAUUCGUCCCACCGGCGGCAAGUCUAAAAGGGAAGAGCCUCGGUACCAAACCGGCAGAAGUACCGGCACUGGCCUCGUCGACCACUGUGCCUCCAGUAGAAAAGAAAAAAGACAAAAAGAAAGUUUUUCUAUGUUCGGCCUGCGGAACGCACUAUGAGAACUGGAAUCUCUUCGUACACAUGCUGGAAGUACACCGGAAGCAUAUUUGUCUGUACUGUCUGGGUAUCUUCCCGUCGGGGGACCGGUUAGUGAACCACCUGACGACGAAACACCACGUCCCACGGAAAUAUCCCACCAACCUGGUGGACUAUUUACAGCAGUACAACGGCUAUCGAAGUAGUGGCCCUCGGAAAGGAGCAGCCGAACGAACCGAGGAGUUUGGGUCGCGGUCAAGUGCCACUCCUUCAGACCAAACACUCUUUUUGAUGUGCUGUCGAUGUGAGCAUCUGUUCGAAAGUUCCGGCAAUCUACUGGAAACCCGGCAAGAGCACAUCAUAGAGCACAACUGUGCUGACUACGUGCAACCUUGUGCCAACUGUGGCCAGUUAAAAAUGUCCCGGCAUCGGUGCAAUGGCGUAGCGAACGUGUUGGAAGGUGCUGCCAAAAAGAAAGCGACCAGAAAACAGGGACCACCAGGCAAGAAAUCGGCUGCUGGCAAGAAACCGGAAAUCAACGGGGUCGUUCCUCCUUACAAUGAUUUGCUUAAGGCAGCAUCACAUUCUUUGAAAGAUCAACUAACCACCGGUGUUCGCGAUGCGACCACCGGUGGAGAAAGAGUUGAUAAGCUCGCCCGUGACGUGCUUCCCUCGAAGAUGGCGAGAAAAAAUGGACAACUCAAUCAACAGCAGCAGCAGCAGGAUCCGUUUCAAUCGGAUUGUUCGAAUAGCCACGGUGAUCAGUCAGGCCAGUUACCGCCUGGUAUAGGUAAUCCAUCCCUUUGCCUACCCAUGAACGGCGGUGAUCAUUACACGGAGGAGUUCGGAGUGAUUGCGCCCUCUACUGGUGCAAUAUCACCUGCAGAGGCUGCCAAGAUGCUUCCGGCGAUCGUACCUCCUGAUGAAUCGGUGAAUCAACAAUGUGUUUCCGAAGUCGUCACUCCUCUAGUGCCAAAAUUAAAGGUAAAAAUACCUAUCCAGUAUUUGACGCCGAUCGAAAGUGGAGAGUCGUCCAGCGAGAGCGAUGACGAUGAUGUGGAUGAAGAAGAGUACGAAGAAGAUGAUGAUGAAGGUGUGGCCGAUGAGGCGCAGGGCGGCCUGGACGAAGAGAAAAUGCAUGGUGGUGGGAACGCAGGCCAACAACGAGAUGAUCAUACGCUGGGAGAUGGGGAAAAAGCUGACGAUAUGCUUGAGAAUCCUGAAGCGCAAGUGGCACCACCGAUAGAAGAAAACGAAACCAAUGGACCACAGAUGAACGAAGCUGAGCCACUAAUACCACUCUUAGAGGCAACGUCACACGAUCCCGUUCCGAUGGAGAUUGAUGAAACUAUUUCGACGAAUCGCACCGUGGAAAAUGUUUAUUCGGAGGAAAUAAAGCAACCAUCGUUAUCACUUGACGUUUCGGUACCAUCCCAAGUAGGCGUGGAAAGUGCUUCGUUGGAAGCAACUACAUCCUACGUAUCGCACGAAAAAGAAAGCGCAUGUCACGGUGCGGAAGAAACGAAUGUGCCAACGGAGAACUCUCAACCUUCAACUGAAGUCUGCUGCGGGCCUCCACUUUCGGAUCUUGACUUUGAAUUUGUGUCUGGUAAGGUUGAAUCCGGUUUGGAACAGAACGAGAAUGCUAUGGGGGAAACAGCGAUAGAGCAAAUCAAAGUAGACGAUGGUGGUGAGAUAAGCUCAAACGCGGCGGCUGAUCCAACCGACGUGCCGACGGUUGAUAAAAUGGAAAAUGCACCCCACGAGGACGACGCGCUGGUGGUUGCCGAUGAUGAUGCACAGCUUUUCCACCUAACGCUGGAUGAGCCGCUGGAUCGGAUCCCGGUGCGAGAGUUUAUAAAAGUCUGCCUCCGAGAGACGGCGCGCUUCUGCCUGUACUGCAACCAUGCGCGACGGAUUGCAGUCAGCGGUCGGAGGCUUGUGCUGCACAUCAUUGCCAUGCACCGCUUCCAGGCAACGGUCAACAGCAUCACGGGCGAGGAACUCCAGCCGGACACCAUCCUUUCGCGCUUUCGUAACUCGCUCACCGAGCUGGACGGUGCGUACCUCAACGUCGAAACGUUCGACAACAGCUGGACACUGGAACAGCGCAGUGCGGUGCCGUUCACGAAGCAAUUCGAGUGUUUCCAGUGUCGCUUUGUGACGCUCGUGCACAAGGAGCUAUAUCUGCACAACCGCAAGAUGCACCAAAAGUCGAUGCUCUUCUGCCUGAUGUGUCGGGCGAAUUUUUUCAGCUAUAGCGAACUCCUGUGCCACCUGUGCCCGGGUGUGGCGAACCAGAUGACCAUCUUGGACUACACGUUUCGGUGCUGUGUGUGCCACUUGGACGGCAUACCGUCGGCGUUCCGGCUGAUGGUGCAUCUGCGAAAACGGCACUUUGCGUGCGACGUGUGCCUGGAGGAGUGCCAGGAUCAGGGUCGGCUGUCGAGCCACGUGUGGAAACACAAGCUGCACCACCUGUGCUACCGCUGCGGGAUAGGCUACCGCAACAAGGCGGACAUACUGAAGCACCUGUUCUGGAAGCAUGGCACCGAGGGAGUGCUCUGUAAGCGGUGUUUGCAGAAAAAGUGGCCCCACGUGUACCAUUUCUGUGUGCCACCGGCUCAGUACAUUUGCGACGUGUGCCAGCUGCCAUUUAAACGCUCCGUGGCACUGAAAGUACACCAGCGACUGCACAACGGUGACGCAAAGUACCCUUGCACGGAGGAUGGCUGCGAGAAGCGAUUUAUUUCGAAGAAGCUUCUGCUGAAGCAUGUUCAGCGCCACUUUCCGGACGAUUUGAGGCCACCAGCAGCAACCGUGAGGGACGGAGAGAAUGGACAGCAAGAGCCAGCGGUCGACGCCGGUGGCGAGCAGAAACCGAAAGACGAUGGUUCCGUGCAACUGACAGAAGCGCCGGAAGACAUCAAACCGGUCACUGAAUGCUCGGAACCGGGGGAAUCCAACGACACGGAUGAGCAAACGUUAGUAGUUAAAACCGAACAAGCAGAAACAGAAGCAGACAGUGUGACAGUUAAACAAGAGGAACGCUACGUGAAGGACCCGGUACAGGCUGCCGUUGACACCGGGGACAGCUUGUCGAACCAUAAGACACAACCAGCCAGCGACGAAACUGGUGCUGCAAACGGGAGCGCAGUGGACCAGUCGGUCGCGGUGGCGUCGACAGCCGUCGUUCCCGAUGGAGGCACCGUUCCUGCGAAGAAGUCCAAGAAAAAGAAAAAAGCGAAAUACGACGACAAAUCGAUGGUGGAUUUGAUUAACCUGCCGGCGUUGAAUCUGUCCGAGAGCGACAGUGAUGACACGGACAACGAAAGCUCCAAUGGUAGUGUCGACUCGAAACGGUUCCGAAACAGGCCCGAAGUUGCCGCGAACAAUGCCGACGCAAACCAGGAAGACGAAUCCGUCCCGGUGGAGCGGGAGCCGGCCACUGCCGUUGGGGAGCUGGCCAAUUUGGGCGUUGAAGAUAAGCUCAAAUCACCCGAACGGGCCGAAGAAGAAGGAGAGCAUCAGGUGGAGCCGGUCGAUGCCUCGGAUGGUGCUGGUCCCGUGCUUGAUCCGAUUGCCAACAUUUGGAACAACUUUAAGCGGUACCAAGCGCACCGCACCAGCAGCCGACAACAGUCAGCGACCGUGGACGAGGAGCUCCGGAUGGAGGAAGAGCUUGCGGAGCGAAUGCUUAAGACCACUAUCCUGCACGUGUCACAAUCGGACCAUGAUUACUGCAUGAUGUACAAGCCUGUCCUACCGGAGUCGGAGGCGGUUGCCGAUGGGCAAGAAUCGUUGCUGCUGAAGGCAGAACGGCGCGACGUGCAGGAAGUGGAAGAAUCCGGUCGCAAAUCGCGCAGUCAUGGACGAGGCUCGAAACCUGGUAGGCGUCGAAGGAAUUCCUCGGACAGUGGCGAUAGCAGUGAUUCGGAUUCGAGCAGCGAAUGUGGAUCGAACUGUAGCAGUAGCUCGAAUAGUUCCAGCAACAGUUCUAGCUCGAGUUCCGAUUCGGACAGCUCCGAUGACGACGAGGGAGGAAGGCGAAAAGCCACGGCAGGCAAAUCGAACCGUGAGAGCACCAGGCAGCCAAAUGCGGCAUCUACUGAAGCUGCAGAUGGAAAACCGGUCCCAGAAGAGGACGAACGAUCCACCCCAGAAGAACCCGCGGAACCGGUGGAUCCGGAUAGUGUUAUCGUCGAGUCGGACCUCGAGACGGAUGAGUCGGAAACGGACGAAGAGUUUUACGACGAGCACCCGCAAAAGUUGGCCGACCAGAUGCUGGCGGAGAAGCGUCGUCAGCUGUUCGCUCAGACGUGUUCCGGCACCAACAACAGUAGCAGCACCAGUCCACUGAAUGCCACCAAUCUGCUAAACUAUGGCAUCGUGGAGAACAGUCGCCCAUCGACGCCCUCGUUGCCACCGGAGGAGCAGCAGCAGGGAAGCAAAAAGAAGCUCAAGGUGAAGAAACGCAAACGAGAGCGCAAGUCCUCCAAACGCCAGAUGUCACCACAGAAGGUGUCCCACACGCUGGAUGCGCUGAUUGGUUCCACCAUCGCACCCGGGGGAGAUCUGGCUGUACCGACGGCACUCGCAGCGAACCACGCCCCGUGGCUGAUGGGGCAGGGGCUACCGAGCUCCGGUUUUGUGCCCGGUGGAGGCACUGUCCCACUCCCGCCAUCGCUACGAUCGUCUUUGGAAGCGAUGGUAGCGUUAGAUAUGGGUCACAUUGCUAACCCCGCAGUAGUACUAGGUCCAGAGUUAGUUACCGGAGGCAGCACCACGUUAGCUGUCGUGCCCUAUGUUCCCUCGCGCGAGGACAUUGCACAAAUCAGCACCCCUCGGUUGAGCACGGGCAAUAGCUCCGAAUCGGAUGCGCCGCUGAAGCGGUCCCAGCGCAGCCGCAAACCGAACAAGUUCUACGGCUACACGAGCGACGAUGAGGGCGCGGCUGGUUCGCUGCCACUCUCCGCCGGCAUCCCGUUAUCGGUGAACCCUGAAAAGUCGAUCCUAUCGCUCAUGAAACCGACGCCACCGCCCAACUUGGUGUGGAGCAAAGAGGAUCUACCGUCGCCACCGGGAAAAUCUUCGAAAGCGGUUUCGAGCGCUGCUGGUGGUGGCGUAAGAGGAACAGCCGCACAUCCGACGAACCGCCGUAGUUCUGACACCCAUCAGCUAACACCCGCAUCGUCUCGGCGCAACUCUGGCGUCGGAUACCCGCCGGUAGACGAUUCGCCGAUCGGUGGCGUCGGGUUUUCUCAGCUGGCCACGUUGCCGGUCACACCCGAUCAGCGUCGCCCACCGCUGCCAAAGUUGAAACUCUCGUUGGGUAAAAAGUCUCGUUCCAGUUUAACACCGAAAGGGGGAUCCGUGGCCAAAGGGGCUGCUAAGAGGCGUCGCACAACGACCCCGAAGACCCCCCGGGUAGGCACACCCAAAUCGGCCCCACCAACGGUCGCGUUUGGUAACGAAACGCCACAGAUGCCACCAAGUUUGACGUCCGUGGACAGCCCGUCAUCGUAUCCCGUCGUACCGGCAGCCGUUGAGCAACGUCCCCGGGUACCGCCGAUCGGAUCGUUCCCCAGUGUGCAGACGGAAUACUUUCGGCCGAAUCAGAUCCGCGUUCCGGCCGGAUGGCGUGCACCACGGGAGGGCGAAUCGGUUUACUGCUACUGCCGCUGUCCGUACGACGAGGUGUCGGAAAUGAUUGCCUGUGACGGUGAAAACUGUCAGAUCGAGUGGUUCCACUUUGAAUGCGUCGGCAUCGUAAUGCCACCGAAAGGUAAGUGGUUCUGUCGGGAGUGCAAGAAGAAGGCCGGCCUAUUGGACAUGGAUUACGGUAACGAAGCUGUCGCCGACGAGCGGGCGGCUACCACCACCGUACCAUAUCAGGGAGCCAUCGGUGGCGGCGUGAAUGGGCAGGUACCAUCUUUACCGGGCGUCUGGGGUAGUUCCUCUCAGUCGUAGGGCAGCGGUGCCCCAUAGAUCCUACCGGAGCUGGAAUCGAAAGAUGAUCAAAACGCUUAUUAAUUAGAAUCACGAGUAAUCAAGGGUAGCGCACGUACGCGCGAACAGGGCACGCUGUCAGCCACAGGAACAUGUCCGGCGCAGGUGUGCGCUGAAUUCGUUUAGCUUUACUUCGUACGGAAAUAACAUAGUUUCUCUGUAAGGUUUGAGUGGUUACGAGGCAGUACGGGCGAUGCCCGUGGUUUUGUAUAGAGUGUAAUCUGAGCUGUACUGUUGGAAUCGGCGGCAGAGACGGUCUCAAGUACCCGCGUCCAAUGUAGUAGAAAUACAAAUACCAUGAGCACAUGAGUGUGUUGACGAAAAAUGUUCGUGCUCGUGCGCACUUAUUUUACGUUAGAACUUAGAUUUGGCACUACUCGUUAGCCAGCAGGCAGCCAGGGUGUGUUUAGGAAUUGCAUAGGUGCGUGGUGUACUUUGUGUGUGCAUGGUUAAAAUGCGUGUUUCUCGCGGUCUGGAAGAAAAGAUACCUUCAUCGUUUACUUACUAAAUUCAUUGCAUCUAUAGAUCGGCAACACGCACACACACGCAUACUGUUCGGUAAUGAUUCUAAAGCACAAUUUAAAAGUUGAGGCCAUUGACAUUUAUCUUUCAAAACCUAGAGACUCCAGUGCGCGUGGUGGUGCGGGCAAAAUCGGCUGGGCCCCACUGUUUUAUUACCUAUCCCUAAACAGCGAUCUACAACCGCUCCAGUGGUGGUCAACACGCGCAUAACAUAAAACCCUCGCCCGGGAUACGACGGAGAAGCAGGAUCGCAGGAUAGAUUUUGAUCUCUACCGAUAUAUAUUUA